Messenger RNA from Xenopus laevis (African clawed frog), 3737 nucleotides. RefSeq names its product synaptotagmin-4. The record is from RefSeq and is a predicted model, not a curated record. The transcript is spliced from 5 exons. NCBI's taxonomy places the organism in Eukaryota, Metazoa, Chordata, Amphibia, Anura, Pipidae. Bases 1233 to 2702 code for a protein of 489 amino acids.
UGUUACUCACGAGCUACUGGUUGGGGAUCACUGUCAUAGGAGAUGGAAGGUAUUAUACUGUAUAAAGUGAAAGCAAAUUAAUUGCAUAUCAUGUACAUUAUACAGGGACAGAAAUUGCAUCCCAAUAAUGUCAUGUGACAGCAUCGGGUCCCCUUCCCCAAUAACAUUACAAAAAAAGUAGUGAGGAUUGGCAUUCAAAGUACAUAAUACAAUGAGAGGGAUUGGACACAAGCAACAUAGAGACAUUAUAAUGCAUUGUGUAUUGGAGCCCCAAGCACAUUAUAAAGACUGGCAGUGGGUAGUGUCACCCCAAACCCAUUCUACAGAUAGAGGCAGUGGGCAGUGCAAAUCAAACAACCCCCUUUCCACUCUCAAAAAAAAAAUGUUAGCAGUUGACCCCAUGUAAAUGAGAAACAAGCAAGUCGUGUGGCGAAUUCCUGCAGCAGUGUCCCCAUGGGACUGGGCUUUACUGCUAACAUCCUGAAAAAAAGUUUAAAAAAACAAUUAAAAAACAAGACCCAGUCUCUACUGAGAUAACUACUUUACAGUUCAGUGGGUGUAUGCAUAGCUGUAUUUAUAGCAUAUAGAUGUUUUUUGGAGAUGAAAGCUUACAAUGUUUUUCCAUAUAACAUUGUGAUAGCUGAAUUUUAGAAUCUUUGUAAAUGUAUAUCCUCUGAUCACUUGCAACCAUUACAGCACUUUGUUCUGAUGUUGUUUACACGUAAAAUCAGUGCAAAGUAUAUCCCACGUCAUUCAGCAAAAAAUAACAGAGAAAUGUUAUUUGAAGAUUAAUCAAAACUAAUGUACUCUACUGUGCUGCCUGGUAUGAAAUCAGUUAAUAUGAGCUCCACUCUGCAUGAACGCCUCCCAAAAACUCAUCUCAUUUCACAACGGUAUUAGAAGGAGGGAGAGCAGGAGGCUUCUGAUUCUGUAAAGCUUUCUCUUGGCAACUGCAAUGGGUUUCUGCCAAUGGUAACAACAGAAGCUCCCUGCUACCUUUGUCCAUUUGCAAUUGACACAAAAUAGACCGUAAACUCAAUAAACUGGCAGGACCUGAUGGAGGGGCAGAAAAACCAGUGGACUAACCUGCUGCUGACAAGCUCAAAGCAGGAUGAUGGCCAAGGUUAUACUUUUUCUGGAAAUGGCUUGCAAUCUUACAGCAGGGAUUGGUAUUAAGAUUUCAUAAAUUAAUCCAUAUCCCAUAAACUGGUGGAGGAUCUGCAUUCAGAAGAAUGGUGGAAGGUGCCUGCAGCCUGGCAGAGUCAACAAAAGAACAGACAUCUCCCCGAGCUCUGUGUCACUCAGUUGUUUUUUUUUGUUCCAAAGGCAUGAUCGAGGGUGUGGUGGUAUUCCUUUUUAUCUGGCUGCUCAUUCAGGUCCUCCUCAAUAAGCAACAGGAAGUUCACUUGCAGAUACUCCUGGUAGCCGGCCUGGCACUUUUUUGUUUCUGCCUCUUGCUUGGAUGUGCCAUCUGUUGGCACCAAAGACACAGAAGCGAUUCUUUACAUAGCCUCAGUGAGACAGACAAGGAGCUGGAAGAAAUCUCAGUCAGAUCUGCUGCAGUUCCAAUACCAACUUGCUACCAAGACAUGGAUGAGGACAUCACUGCACAAAGUGUUGACCAUGGGGAAGAUGUACCAACAAGAGGUUUAUAUUCUAGAGCUUCGCUGUCCAGUUUACACCGUAUUUCAUCAAAGACCAAACGCAUGCUACAUCGGCAUAGCACAUUAGCAGUGGACUAUUCUCAAGAACGUGAUAAUGUAAAACUUGUGAGGAUGUCUGCCUCCCGCACUGAUCCAAGUGGGCUUUCGAAAACAAAACAUAAAUCCCAUCCAUUCCUGCACUUCUCUUUGCACUAUUCCUUAGAAGAAGAGUCACUCACAGUGACAGUUACUGGCCUCUCUAAUCUGCCCAAGAAGUUCCAUCAGAAGAGAGAGUCCUUGGUUAGAGUCUAUCUGAUGCCUGGUUUUAUUGAGCCACUACCAGCGGUGAAUGAGGGUCCAGACAAAGGACAGAAGUUCUUGUUCUGUAAGUACAGCCCAGAGCAGAUGAAGGAGCUCACUUUACGGCUUGCUGUGUAUGCUCAAGAGAAGCAAAGUCUAAGGGAAGGAUUCAUUGGAGAUGUGCUGUUCUCCUGCACAGAUAUUGACUGGCAAAGUCAGCAACCAUGCGUCUUCACAAAGGAACUAUCUGUUACCAAAACCAAGCUUAAGAAGAGUCGGAGCACAACAGAUGUAAUCUCCCCUUCAACCGGACAACCAAAAUUCAUCGGACAGAUAUUUAUCCUUCUUCAAUAUCAGUGCACAGCCAGUCGUGUAAAAGUGAUGGUGCAAAAGGCAGAGAACUUGGGCAAGCGGACACGUGCACGUGUUCCUGGCCCAACAGAUCACUUUGUUAGUAUACGCCUGAUCCAGGAAAAUGUAGUCAAGGAGAGGAAAGAGACUCGCGCAGCAACAGGAUCCAGCCCUGUAUGGAAUGCUCCGUUUCUCUUUGAUAUCCCUGCCCAGGCCUUAGAGGAAGACACUAUUGCUCUUGAGUUUGUGAUCAUGCAGGGCCGUGUUCAUAAUCGUGCUCGUACUCUUGGUCGUGUGCGAAUUGGUGCUGGUGCUUCAGAAGCUGGGCUGGCUCACUGGAAGGAGAUGCAGGACAGAGACCCAAAGGAAUGUGCCCGUUGGCAUGCCCUCCAAUCUGAUGUGUUUUAGAAUUUCCGCCAUUUUGCAACCAGUGAUUUAUUUUCUGCCUUGAAUUGAUUUUGUGUGCGUGUGUGUGUGUGUGUGUGUCAGUGAAUUCCAACCCGAGAUUCCUGGAAUGGACAACCAUAUCAAGGAAACUAAUGAAGUUAGUCAGUUUUUAUAAAACAGACUCUUUAAACCUGCUGUUAGUGGUAGUGCUGAGAGUUGGCUUGGGGUGGGGUAAUAUCUAGAGGCUGGAAGGGUCAGUGCACCUGUUGGGAAUCACUGCACUAAGCGAUAGACCUUGAUUAGGUUUGAAUUUAGUUCUCUGGUUGUGGAAAGCGUACAAGAAACCAUGGGACAAUUCCAGUCAUACUUGCAGUUUCCCUAUUGUCAUUAUUAGAUUAGCUUGUAAACUUGCUUCGUUAGGUAUUUAUUCAGCAAUUCAAUGCUGUUUUAUGACAGGAGACAGGAAUGAAAUCAUACAUCCCAUUAAAUAUAAUAUAAUGUAUGAAAAACAAGAAUGAGACAGAGCAUUAUGCUCAUUAGGUGUUUUAUGUUGAUUCAUUGAAAAUUUCUGCAAAAUUCCUACUAGUACUGCCCAUCUUUUCCACUUCCUGCUGGCUAAAUCUCUGGAUGUGCACACUGCACUGUAGGACAGGAACCAAUCAGCAGCUAGGCCAACAAUGAUAGAGAACUGGAGCCUGUCUUUGCUUGUGUGACUGCAUGGCUGUGAUUGGCUAUCCCCCUCCUAUUGAGCUUCUGGUAGGGACUGUUAGAACACGCCAACCUCUCAUUUGAAAUUCAGACAGGGACAAUAGCAGAUCUAUAGGGAGCUCCAAUAAAGGGGUCAUUUUUAAAGUUAAUUAUCAUUUUUAGCCCAAAGUAAAACCAGCACAAUUUCUUAUUCAUUAUUGUCUACAAGCCUGCAGGGGUUUUUAGUUAUGCUAUUUGUCUCCUUUACAAAAAGUUGGUGCUUUAUUUGGACAUAAACAGGACCACAACCCUCAAAACCCUAUGCGUUUGUGCUCAUCAUGUCUAAAUAAAGUAUCAAUGGUGGUUUUA